UUUGCGCUUAGUGUUUACUAUAGUUAGCGGUAGUGCUUCAAAAGGUCUGCUAUUUUCUCAUUUAAAAUGUCAGCUUUUCGCUAUACACACGCCAUCGUGUGUAGAAUACCCGAUUCCUACAAGACAAAUGCCUUAGGGGUUACCUCGCCCAUUGACCUGCCGAAGGCAAGGAAACAGCACGAAAGCUAUGUGGCAGCUUUGAGGGAAAUUGGUCUUGAUGUUAUUGAGCUGCCUGCAGAUGAGACUCACCCAGAUUGUGUGUUUGUUGAAGAUAUAGCUGUGGUUUGUAAUGGAACGGCAUUAUUAACAAGGCCAGCGCACCCUUCUCGAGAAAAGGAGGUGGACUACAUGAGAUCCAUAUUGAAAAAUGAAUUGGAACUCCCAGUUGUAGAAAUCUCAGAUAAAUCAGCUACAUUGGAAGGAGGGGAUGUACUCUUUACAGGCAAAGAAUUCUUUGUUGGGCUCUCAGGACGGACCAAUCAGGCCGGCGCUUGUGCUUUAGCAUCAGCUUUUCCUGAGUUCCCAUGCACUCCAAUCAAAGUUGACAAUCACUUACAUCUGAAGUCCAUGUUAACCAUGGCUGGACCAGAUGUGAUCUGCGUGGCUAGUGCACCUGAAGCCAAAGAUGCAUUGAAGCGAAUUGAAAGAGAGGCAACUUUCAGAUACCAGACGCUUACUGUCCCCGACACCUGUGCAGCGAAUGUUGUCUUUGCCAAUGGUGUUCUACUGCACCGCAGCAAAAAUGAAUAUCCUGAAUCAGCUAAAAUCUUUGAGGAAAAGCUGUCGCACUGGACCCUAAAGGGCUUGGACCUCUCAGAGAUGGAGAAAGCUGUGGGGUGCCUCACAUGCUGCUCCAUUCUUAUACGUAAAACUCGACACCUCAAGAACAUUAUGUGAGACCAUGUGAUAGAUGUGCACAAUAUCGUUAGGGAGAAGAAAGGUUAUAUUUUUAGUCAUGCAAGUUCUAAACUUAUUUGUUUUUUUAAAAGACAGCUGCUGUUAAGUAUUGUGUAUGUUGUUAUGACUGCAAAGUGGAAGAUGAUUGUAUUGUUGGCACACAUUCAGGAUGGAGUUUAAGGGUUGCACAAUCUCUCUCUCAUAAUUUUGGUUCUCAAAAACUCAUGUUUGUCUCCAAAAGAAGACUUUGCAUUUUUCAUUAUAUAUUUGAGACAUUUUGCAUUGCAGUUAUGUUACAGGUAGAUAUCAAGCAUGUAGUUACUUUGUUAGACCUCAUGUUCUCGGAGAAUUCUGAACGAUAAUUGAACUUUAAUUACUGUAUGUCCCAUUUAUGAUGUCCUAAUUUGUGUUACUGAUUUAGAGUAGUAGAUUAUUGAUAGCUACUAUCAAUGCUAAACGAAACACUUAACAAUGUAUGUGGUGAAGGGAAAACAAAAAGAUGCCCUAAGAUAUUUUUAUGGUUCAGAGGAGCAGUGCAGUCAUGCACUCAGAGGUGGAAAGACUAUAACUAACAGGCUAGUUUGCGCCUUAACUGGAGAAGCUCAGAGAUAUUUUUAUACAGGAUAAAUAAUUUUGUUGUAAAAUAAUGUAUAUAUAACCUAGUGGCUAUUGUACAUACCCAUAUCAACAUUGUAGUUUGUUGUGUAAAAAAAAAAUAGGAAUGUAUACAUAAUGCCUAGCCCAUCAAAGGAAUUGGCCUGGGCAUCUUAUCACAUUUUCCUGUGUUGUUGGAAGUGUUAAGGAUACUGAACACUGGAAUGAAUUGAAAAAGGGUGCGGGGCACCCUGUGGAAAUGGCUUUUGGCACGUGACUGCACGUGUAUCAGCAUAUCAGCCACGUUGUAGAGAGACGUGCGGGUCUAUCUUGUUGCUGCCACAAAAUGGCCUGUGGUUAUUUUGAUAUGGAGGUAGAUGAAAAUGUCUUAGAUUUGUGUCAUUUGUCCAAAAAUGAGUCAAGGCCUUUAUAUUACCUAUGCAAUCUUAACUGCUUAAUCAUCUGGAGAAGAUUUUGUCUUCAGCCACAGUCUUUGUGUAAAAAUUCUUUUAUUUUUGUCUUCCUAAGUAACCAUGUACUGUACUGUAAAUUUUAACAUCUUAUAAUUGACUUGGUAAAUAAGUGAUUGAAAUUUGAAUUAGAAAACCAGUAGCCUUUUAAAGAUUUUUCAUAUUUACAGUUAGUUCUCUAGCUUUUACAUUUUUACUAAUCUCUUAGAAGUAGAUACAUAGCUAGAAAAGUGUUCUUAACAAAUUCCUAGUUUUAACAUGAUUGGAUGAGAAACCUAGCUAGAAAAGUGUUCUUAGUGAAUUCCUAGUUUUAACAUGAUCGGAUGAGAAACCAAACGUUGUGGGGAAAGUUGAUGUCGGAACUGUACUGCAUAAAAUGGAGUUAUUUAUAAACUGUUCUGCUGCCUCUCUCUUUUGAUGUUUGGUCUUCAGAAGGUUGAAUCUGUAUGUAGGUUGUGGCAGUCAGUUCUGUCUUUGACAUAGGUGCUAUUUGUCCUUAUAUAAUUUUUUUUAUUAGUUUCACUUGUGUUUUUAUUUUUAAGCUGGCUUCUUUUCAUAAACUUUACAGUGAGCUUCUUGAGGAUGGUUUCACCUGUUAUAAUUGAAAGGGAUGUAACUUAAACCUUUCAUUAUAUUCAUGAUUUUAUUUUUACUUGGUGUUCACUUGGAGCACAUUAUUUCUUCUUUGCCAAGUGCUAGCUUGGAAGAUCAAGCUGUUAAAUUCUUGUUUAAAUGUUAUUGUUAUGCUGUUCAGAUCCCCUUCUUGCAUGUGGCAACAUGUAUUCUGGGAACGAUUGAGGGUUGGGUAAAUGCUUUGCUGGUCUUUUGAGGUGCUGUGCAUUGAAGUUACUUAAAACAGUGUAUGAGAUAAACUUGCCUAUCACCCCGUUCCUAUGUUAAGCCAUUGGGCAGGUCAAAUUAUGGGGUUGCCUACUUUUUCCUUACUGCAUGAAAGCAGUUCUCUACAAGGUUACACUCGGAGAUAAUACUUGUCGAACAAGUGUUGCGAGUACUCCAAGCUUGAACAGUGAGUGUCUAAUUCCCGGUGGUAUUUCCAAGUGGCUCCGGGAGGAAAUGUGAGUUUAGGAGGCUGCAAUAAUCCUUAUUCACAGGAGUCAAACAUAGUGAAUGAAAUUCCCUUUUGUUUUUCAUUUAGAAUGAAUUACUGUAACAUGCAGUAUUCUAAUCACUUUGGCUGUAAAUCUUUCAUUUAAUGUAAUUUACAUUAUCAUUUUAUUCCAACUUUAUCAGCUUUUGCAUACUAAUUCCUAUCUUUCCUAUAUACAGUAUAUUUAUACUGAAGGCCCAUUCAAAACUAAUGUAAUAGUAAUGUAACUGUUAUUGCUGUUGCUACAUCUGAUUAAGACUCAUAAUCAAAGCAUUUGCACAAAUCCUGAACAUUUGUGCAGUAAAUGUUGCUCAUUUGAGUGAUAAUGAGUGGGACAGUGAAUCUUUUUUUUGUCAAGUUGAUUUAAAAAUGGUGAUAUUCGGUGAUAUUCACCACAGCUGAUCAAGGAAAUGCAGGAAUGAGAAAUCUUCAUGCCUUUAACAUUCCAUUAUUUCAUUGCGGGUGUUGUGUUCCUUGUCAAGCAAAGUCUGAUUACUAUAAUUGAAGUUGGCUUACUAACCUUUUUUUAAGGUUCUGUGCCCUUGAAUCAAAGAAAGAUUUUGCUUUGCUGAAGUAUUUAGACUUAAGAAAAUGUUGUAAAAUGUUCACCAGUUGAUAAGGUGUCAAACGCAAUUAUGGCUGACAUUUUAUUGUUAUGAAUGAUUAGUUUAUCGAGACCUCUGAGCCUAAUAAAGGCUCUUCUCUGGCUGGCAUAUAUGCAUCAUUAUGUUUCUGCUAGGAAGCUUCAGGAUAUUAUAUAGCUGUCAUCAUGUUAAUGGUGCUGAAAUUCAGAUCAAUGGUUAUGAGACAAUACAUUUUUAUGCAAUGGUUACAUUGAUAUGUGACAGAACGGCCUCAUGGGAAGGAAUCUCAACUUUAAAGAAAUGAAAGUUUGUCUUGGUUAUUCUUUCUCAGCUAAGCAUGUUGGGUUAUUCUGUCUCGAUAAAGCUUGCUGCAGUUGUUGGAUAGACAUUCUUUGGUUUUUAUGACCAUGAUGUAGAUGGAAUGGUAAUUAUGAUUAUGUAUGUUAUUAGAUCUGUAUGCUGAGAUUAUCUGUACAGUGGACAGGCAGUAUGUUGAUUUUUCUUGUAGGCUUCCAACCAGUCACCAUAAUAAAUUUCAUGUAAGAGUACAAAAGGGGGAGCUGAUGUUAUUAUUAUUUUUAUUAUUAUUAUUAUUAUUUUUAUUAUUAUUGCAGCAUACUCAGGAUUCACAUGAGAAAUACAGAUCUUAGUAGUAGUAAAUUCAUGGUCACAGUUUUCACACUUGAAACAAAACCCUCCAGUGAACCCAAAAAUAUAUUAAAUUUUGUUCAUAGUCAUUUGGUCAAUAGAUACAGUAUGUUUCUUCACAUUUUGAUGAUUGGAACUAAGGUCCAAAGUAUUUUACACACCUAUGAUUGAGUUUUAUUGUUGCGAUGCUGUAUGUUUUAAUAAACUGUUACUUUGGUAAUCAGUGACACUAAUUACAGAAGUUACAGUAAGCAUGAGACAGACAGCACUUGGAACAAUUGUUCAUGAUAGAAUAUCUAUCUGCACAAAUAUAAAAAAGUAGUGAAUAGAGGAUUAGCAACUGGGAUAAAGAGGAAGGAUGCUAUGCAAUGCAUUGUACACCAUAUAUAUUAUGUACUGCUUUUGUGUAAAUCUCUUUCCCAUGACUCAUAAUACCUGGGUUAAUGCAUGCAAAUGUAUUAUAGUUAAAGAUGUUUAGGUGACUCAGAGCACUUGGGUGGCCUCUUAAUAGUUCAAGCGAUUCCAGUUUGACUUGGUAAAUAAUGACUGAAACUGAUUACAGCAGAUUAGUUGAAUAAUCAAAAGAAAAGAGAACCUGCUGGAAGUCUUUGCGUGUGAUAUCUAAUUACAAGACCCUCCAGUCCCAGCUACCUUGCUUUCUGCAAUUUGCUUCUCAUCUUUUGUUCUAUAGUCUCUUUAAACUUAGCAGUUUGGCUGCCCAAUUUUUCUUGUUUCACCCUUGAUUAUUUUUAGCAGAAAUACUUUGGACCAGCCCUAUGAAACAAAAACUGUUGGGGCAUUUGUGGGUAUGUUGCUUGCAAAAUUCAUGUGCUGCAAUUUGUCAGUGUUUUCUGUCUGAUUGCUGCAUUGGCUUUUGCCUGCUUUGUGGAGGAAAGUGACCUCACUCCAGCUCCCACCCCUCUCCACAUUGUCAGUCCGCUGUACAUUUAUGGCUAAUCUUAGAGAAAAUAUUUUGUUUUUAUUAGUCAUUUCCAAACUUCUCUAUAUAAAUGCAACUGGGUGUGGAAAGUAACUUUUCUAUGGACUAUAUCUUGAAACAAGUGUUUCUGCUGCAGAAACAUGGUCCAGAUUUUCAAAGUAAAUUUUUUAUGCAGGUAGUUACUAAUAGAAAGCUCAGCACAAAUAAGAUAUGUAUUUUCUUUUUGAGUUAGGUUAACUCAAGAUUUGAUGAGAAAUCUUAUUAUAAUUCCUUUAAGUAGAUUGCAUUUUGUAAGGGUAUCAACCAGAGCAUCCCUUUGGUGCUCUGUUGUGUUGUAUUCUGAAAAGUAGCUGCAGGACACCACAUAUCUCACGCAAAGGGCAUGUUGUCUUGUGGGGUUUCACCUUGGUUAAAGUUUUUGUUGAAUUUCUUCUGAAUGAAAUAGCAAUUUUGAAAUUAUGUAAUUGCAUAAAAAUACCCCACAAUUUAUGAUGUAAUUCUUAGUGGGAGGUUAGCAUUGAGUCUGAAGGAUACUUUUAUUUCCCUACAUCCAGGAUGAUAGAAUAAAGGAUGUAUUUCGAUCAUAACUGCAGAAUAUUGAAUUGUUAUCCAGUGAAAGAGGAUUGAAUGUGCCUGCUUCUAGCAUUGUCAAUUUGAAGGGAUCUCUUUAAUUCCAGGUGUUUAGAAUAAGGGACUUGGGGACCAGAUAACUCAAGGAACGGAUCGUAUGACUGCGAUCAUGUGUACAAUGCAGUCUAUAACUGUUUGUUAGAUUACACAUAAUCUCCAUUACUGUGUGCUUCUUAAGAUGUGCAAAAGCUGUCAUUAGUGUAGUGUAUAUGAUGAGAGAUAUGCCAAAUGAAUAUUGUAGCUUGCAGAUUUGCAAUGUUGAAUUGUAAGCUUCAAGUUUGCUCUAAGUGAUUCUGUUACCAGUAGAUUCCUUCAUGGUUAGAUACCUUUUGUGUGAGCCAGAAUAUUAUUGUAAGAAAAUGAUUGUUGAAAACUUAGCAUAGUAGUUUCAGCUUCUAAAUAAUUUGUAGUACCUCAUUUGUAGCUACUUCAUGUGAACUUAUUUUUUUCUUUGUGCUUCAGAUGUAUGUUCACUGAUGCUUUCCUUUUUUCAGGUGAUAGUAAAAGUUCAAGACAGUAUAUGAAACAAUUCUUUUAAUUUCAGAAAUUUUAGAGAUGUAGAGGAACAAAAGUCUAUUGGAAACAUUCUGUAGGCUGAUCAAUAUCAAGUAGCUCUGCCUUUUAUGUGAAAUUGUAGAAAUUUCUGGCUACAGUUUGAAGAGGUUUCCAUGCUUUGUCUUUGAUGAAAGAUAUGACAUAAUGUCUUGUUUUUGGAGUUUGUUUGUCUGUGUGAUAUAUGUUUGUGGAUGUUUUGGAAUGUAACUUGUUAAGUGUGGAAGUUUUUAUAUUAUGGAAAGAUCAUAUCCCUGUCCCAAAGUUUGUAUUUGGUCUUUAAAUGGUUCAUUGUCCCCUUUAAGUAGGAUGCAUUGUUUUUGGUGCUCAAAAUUGUGGUGUUUGUAGCUUCUUAGCCUUGAGUUUUGGGGUCUGGCAAAUGUAUGUCCUUCCCACAGGUUUUUUUUGUCAUUCAAUGUAAGUCCCUGUAUUUUUAGCAGAAGUAGGUUGCCAUUCCAUUGGCAAAAUUAUUGUUUUAUUAAUUUUGUAAUGCAUUUCUGAUUUGAGUUGACCAUUUCAAGCCUUGAAUGUUUAUCUUACAUUGAAUUGCAAUUGAGUUUAAAAUAAUUGGUUCAUUCAUAGAAUUCCACUAAAUGCAGAUAAUGUUUUUUACAAUUCAUUUUCCCACAGUCAUUACGUACUACUGUAAGAUUGGUCUGCUUUGACACUGAAUGCAUUGCAUCUUUCUUUUUUCACAGUAUUUGGAACUGUAUUUAGAACUUUAUUGAAUGAGUCGCAUGGUGUAUGUUAUACCAGCAAGUAGGUCUUCUUCACAUCACUUUUUAUCAUUACCAUUCCUAAAAGAUAUAUACAUUUACUGAACAGAAGACUGCAAGUCAAUUUGCAGCAACAACGAAUGUGUAAAUGUGCACCUUUCAUUCCUCUGUAGUGAUAAGUUAAAAAUUGACGAGCUUCUUGUUUCCAAAUUUACAAGUUGGUGUUAUUAGUUGUGCUUUAUGAAGAUUAAAACGAUCAGGCAUUUCGUUUGAUAUAGAAGAUGGAUUAAGCACCCUUGAUUAUUUGAGAAUCUCAUCCUUAGAUUCUUGAGAUUAAGAUCCUUUUAUUGUUGAUUAGUAGUGAAUGUUAGUGACAGUUUAACAUGGUUUUUAUUUCAGUUUAUAGACCUCUAUUACACCCUAUGUGUCUUGUAGAAACAAGUAAAUUUCAGUCACAGGGUCAUAAGUCUAGCUGAAUCCUAGAACUGACUUUCAUGAGGGCUUAGCAAAGAGAAAUUUGACAGGCAGGGGAAAAGUUUCCUUUUGUGGGUAUGAUUCUGCCUGACUGAAAUAUACACGCAUAAAAGUAUGUUGACUUGAACUGUUGCCUUAAAGUAGCCUUUUGCCACAUUCUCAAACAUCACAAGAGUUGUCAACAUUCUUUUUGAUUGCCUUAUGAAUUCUUGGGCCGAAGGGCCUCUGGUUUAUAUGCCAAAUUUGAGGCCUUAACAGACUUUAAGGUCUAUAAUCAUUUCAGGUCUGCUUGAAAAACUGGAGAACAGUUGUUGGAUGAUUUUGUCAAGCAGCUUCUUUGCAAUGCUGAACUCUUGCGAGUUGUCUGAGAAUAACGGUUAGCCUUUGACUUAAAAGAAUGUCAAAUUAUUUAUAAGGGUAUGCUUUAUUUUAAUAUGUUGAGAACAUAUUCUAAUAUUGACGUCUCUGGAAGGUCUUUUGUACGCGAAAUAUUUGCUGUUGUAUUCUUAAUGAAAUUAGCACUUAGUGGUAUGCAGUUAGAAAUAUGAAUCUCAAAUUGAUUUCCUUUACCUUUUGGGAAAGUUACAUGUUGGCUCUAUUAUUCCAUCAGAGUGCAGUUUUACUUAAAAAAAUCAUGGCUGUCUAGUUUGAGGCCAGGUACGUACUUGAUGAUGAUGCAUUCAAUAGUGAACACAGUAUUUUAGGAAAAGAAAUUCUAAUUGUGAGAAAACACUUUGUGGUUGGAAAUACUGGAGACUUUAGCAUUCAGGCAAGCCUUGAAUUUUGAUGUCAUAAAAUUUACAAUAAACAUGGUGACUAUUUCUAAAGAAGUUUAGUUUGUUGAAGUAGGAUUGUGCGAUGAUUUAAAAAAAAAAAAAAAAAAUUUACCUUUUACCAUUUGUUGUAUAUAUGGACAAAAAUACUUUUAUAUGUAUUUUUUUUGUACUACUUUAUCGGUGACAAACUGUUAACCUAUUAUUGGGUUUGGUGACUGUCACCUUCCGUUUAUAGCCAGGCUAAUGGAUUCUCUUCCAUCUUUUGUUUUGUCAAAGUUGUAUAAUUCCAUUCAUUUUAAGAGUAGUGUUUAGCCUGUCCUUUGAGGCUAGCUUAUUACUCUACUAUUAUUCUUCAUUUUUCUUCAAGUCUUCAUUUUUAAAUUAUUUUCAUAUCCUCUUGAUUUCUUCAGGAAUUGUCACCAUAAAUGUAUAACAUGAUUACUGUCUACAGGUACUGUACUAAUUUUCAGCUGGAGCAUAAAGACACGCUGAGUAUCAGGUGCAACUGUGACAUCACUCUUUCUUUUAAAUUGUACAUGCCUAGAAUUUGUUUAUUGUGCUUGAAAGGCUUUGUAGUCAUUGCCAUAUAUGGUUCCUUAAUGUCGUUAUCUUUGCUAGUAUGAGAUGUGUAAUGUAUGGGGAUAUUCACUGCCAUUCAACGUAGUUUUUACAGAAGGGUCGUUAGAGCUGACUUACAUGGUUGUGGACCUUUCAUCAAACAAUAUUAUUUUCUCCUAAGUUUGUUUUAUCAUAUAGUUUUACUAAGUGAGAGCCAUACACUGAUGUUCAUCACUUGGGGGUGGGUUGUUUAAUUUUAAUGCUUAUUUCAGCUGGGUUGUAUGUUUCAGGACUGUAUUUUGUCCACUGAGGGUGUGGGAAUUUGUUGUAAAGGUAAUGUUUGUUACUGAGAACUUUGUCACUUUGCAUUCUCAAGUUUUCAGUAUAAGAAGGAUACAGAGAUAUGUUGGUCAAAAUUCCUUAUGUGAAUGGUAUUUGUAACAUUAGGGCUUUAGAAAUUGAGUUUACAUGUUUAUUAUGGUAACCACACUGUCAUUUUGAGGAAUAUUUCAGAAGCAGCUUUAUAUCCAUAUGAUGGUUUUUUUCAAUUUAAAAUAUAAAAGUACUUUACUGUAAGUGAAGUCCUGUGUUACACAGUAAUACUGCUUUACAUUCUCAUUGUUUGUGCUAAGAAUGCUAAUGCUUAUUGUAGGAAGUGCUGUGUCUGUAAACUUCCUGAGCAGUUAUAUAACAAAGUUAGUCGGGGUUAUAUUUGAAUGAGUUACAAUAACAUAUUUGUCUUGUUGAUCUAAGUACUGUAGUAUUGUGAUUGUGUUAGCUAUUAGAGCCAUGAUAAUUUUGAAGGGUUUUAAACACAGUACUUAGCAUAUGAAACAGGAGCCUUUAAAUAUGUCAGGAUAGUGCAAGUGAAGAAGAAUAGUAUUUGUGCUAUCAUUAAUACAAACAGAUUAAGAGUUCUGAUGAAUUAACUUGAUCAUAGUAUCCUUGCUGUCUAAGGUGUUAUAUCAAAAUGUGCUUUCGGAUACUAAAUUGCAGUUGUUCGGACUGUACUGUACUAUUACGUUAUAGACCUAGGUUAUAGGUGCUAGCCAGUUUUUGAUGUGGCAGAAUCCCCUUUUUAUGUAUUUACUGUUACUGGUGAAACGUCAAAUCAGGAUUUGAUGUGUAGAUGCAGAUGUGUUUCUGUAACUUAAGAAGUAUAUCGUUUAGUUUUACCUUUAGGUUUUGCCAUUCCACGCUGUAUUGUCUUAAGAACCUUGUGUGUCUUAUAGCAAGAGAUGUCUGUUUCUUGCUCAUCACUCAGCAACUAUUGACUUUUUAUUUUAUUAUUUUUUUUUUUACAUAUGGUCAGCACUAUGUGAAAGUGCCAUAUAACGUUAUAUCCUAUAUAUUCAUGAAAAGUCCCAUGAUUGACUAUUUCUGUUUGCUUAUUCAAUUUGGUCAGUGGCAAUAUUUCAUGUUGAUAUCAUUUAUCAGUUUCAUUAUAAGAUCUUAUAACAUUUUG
Messenger RNA from Macrobrachium nipponense, 10412 nucleotides. Its product is annotated as N(G),N(G)-dimethylarginine dimethylaminohydrolase 1-like. Bases 67 to 897 code for a protein of 276 amino acids. Gene Ontology annotation, biological process: arginine metabolic process; positive regulation of nitric oxide biosynthetic process. The record is from RefSeq and is a predicted model, not a curated record. Lineage: Eukaryota; Metazoa; Arthropoda; Malacostraca; Decapoda; Palaemonidae. The transcript is spliced from 7 exons. Gene Ontology annotation, molecular function: amino acid binding; dimethylargininase activity.